AUGGUGGUUAGGAUUCGGCUAUCGCGUCUAGGAUGCAAAAACAAGCCAUUCUAUCGUGUGAUGGCUGCCGAUAGCAGAUCUCCAAGAGAUGGCAAACACCUCGAAGUUCUCGGUUACUACAAUCCCUUACCUGUUCAAGAUGGUGGCAAAAGAAUGGGUAUCAACUUUGACAGAGUCAAGUAUUGGCUUUCUGUAGGAGCUCAACCUUCGAAUCCCGUUGAGCGGCUUCUGUUUCGAGCAGGGUUACUUCCUCCACCGCCGACUGUGGCCAUGGCGCGCAAAGGUGGAGCCCGCGACACUCGUCCUGUCGAUGCUUUAACCGGGCGUGUAAUUGAUCAACAAAAGCCUCCCAAUUCCAACAAUGAUGAAACCUCCGUAACUGAAAACCCGUGA
This is a messenger RNA of Lathyrus sativus (Indian pea), 393 nucleotides long. NCBI's taxonomy places the organism in Eukaryota, Viridiplantae, Streptophyta, Magnoliopsida, Fabales, Fabaceae. The record is from the annotation of a GenBank genome assembly.